This is a messenger RNA of Seriola aureovittata, 1291 nucleotides long. It is a transcript of the gene oip5, whose product is annotated as opa interacting protein 5. The transcript has 5 exons. Gene Ontology annotation, biological process: CENP-A containing chromatin assembly; chromosome segregation. Gene Ontology annotation, cellular component: chromatin; nucleus; chromosome, centromeric region. Bases 640 to 1176 code for a protein of 178 amino acids. The record is from RefSeq and is a predicted model, not a curated record. Lineage: Eukaryota; Metazoa; Chordata; Actinopteri; Carangiformes; Carangidae.
GUUACAAACAUAUAAAAGAAAUAGAAUAUUACAGAGGUAUUACAAAAAUAUAUCAAAGAGAGCACACAUGGAAAUAGUUUUAAUAGCUUUCUUAUUAGUGGAGUAAUUAAUGGUUUUUAUAUAUUGUUUGACCUCAUUGUUAAAAAUAGAAAAGAGUGUUUUUUUGGGCAGUGUUUCUGCAUUUAUGGAUAUGCCAUUUUGCCAAAUAUAUGAUCAUAUUAAUUACAUAAAAAUGUCCUUUUUUUUGUUGGUGGAUAGUCAAUGAAGCCAAACAAUACAUGUUCAAAGCAAAAGGAAAAGUGUGGUAAAAUGCAAGUAGAAAUUAAAUCACAAAUAUCCAUCCAUAAUUUGGUGGAAAAGGGGCAAGACCAGAAUAAAUUAAAAAUAUCUUCAGGGUGUCCUUCACAAAAAGAGCAAUUAACAUCAAUAUCUUUCGUCAAGUGUUUACAACAAAUGUUCUUUAGCAGUACGUGUUAUUUCUCACGUACGUCCAGAAGGGGGCAGAGUUUCGCCGAGCAAACAUCACAGAAAGAGGUGAAGAAGAAGAAGAAGAAGGAAUAUACUUCCUGCUUUCUGGUCCAGAGUUCAAACUCUCAGGCGGGACAGUCAGCUGGUCGGAUUCCGUAAAUCUUCAGCAACAUGGAAUAUGAUGAAAGCCUCUUAAUGCAGCGUUUCGAUGAUUUUAAACUGAUCACAGAGGCACGGCACGAGGAACAGGUGACUCUCCACUGCGCGCGCUGUAACACCGUCCUCGGGGACUCCUUCAGCGUCUGUGGGGAGAUUAAAUGUAUGGACUCUAUUAUGUGUCUAAGAGUAACCAAUGAUGUGGUCAUCAGUGAUGCAAUGGAGUCAGGGCAUACAGGGGUAAUGGCUGAUUGCAUCUACAGUUCUGUAAAAUGCUGCGGCUGCCGCUCUGCUGUGGGCCGAGUUAUUCACUCAGCUCCGCCACGUUUGGACGUGACUCGCUCCCUCUUCCUCCUCUACAAAGCAAACAUCAGUUGUUACAUCCUCAACAGCAGCUCAAUGGUGAAAGCGUCCACACUCACAUUCGAUAUGAAGCCUCUCAGCGAAAAGAUGAGUGAGGUGAAACAGCAGUUUGAAGCUCAGUUGGGUCGGAUUUCACACGUUAGGAGCAGACUGUCGGACAGGAGUGAAACCAGUGAACUGGACAAGUAGUCUAGACUGUCCCUUGUCCCGCGGGACCAUGUGCUCUUCAGUCCGCUGCCUCCUGUAGCGUUUGUGUUUUAUGUUGUAAUGUUUUUUUAUGUUUUCAUUAAAGGGUUUUUGGUGA